Messenger RNA from Penicillium waksmanii, 297 nucleotides. RefSeq lists its product as uncharacterized. The transcript is spliced from 2 exons. NCBI's taxonomy places the organism in Eukaryota, Fungi, Ascomycota, Eurotiomycetes, Eurotiales, Aspergillaceae. Bases 1 to 297 code for a protein of 98 amino acids. The record is from RefSeq and is a predicted model, not a curated record.
AUGCCCCGUGUCUUUGAGCAACGGCUGAAGGAGAUGGAAGAGCGGCAAGCUGAUCGAUUAAAUUCUAAUGCAAUCCAAGAAGGAAAAUCACGAACAAAUAUCCAAAAGGGUCUCAGCUGGAAUGUCAUUCAGCGUCUCGAAAACCUUGAUGCCAUCAAGAAGCACAACGAAGAGAAUGGCCACGAGCACAGUCAAUUGCAGAACAUAAAGGCCAUUACGAAGGAGUACAAAUCCGGUAGAUUGGACCUGACAGGUCUUGUCACGGUGAUUCCCAGGGAUUCUGGGUUGAGGGUGUAA